This is a messenger RNA of Fusarium tjaetaba, 1194 nucleotides long. RefSeq lists its product as uncharacterized. Bases 1 to 1194 code for a protein of 397 amino acids. The transcript has 2 exons. The record is from RefSeq and is a predicted model, not a curated record. Lineage: Eukaryota; Fungi; Ascomycota; Sordariomycetes; Hypocreales; Nectriaceae.
AUGGAUCAGCCAAUUCUCGCUCUUACAUCAACCCAUCACGAUGUCAGUCUUGUUCAUGAAAUCUCAAGAGGGCUAGAAGAAGGUAUCAGGCUCGAAUGGGGAGAUGUCUGUGAUUUUGUAAAUCCUUUCGGCGACGCAAGAGGUCGGGCCUUCAAUAGUGUUUGGACAUUUGACCUCGAUAAGGAUGUUCUUAUUCUCACCAAGCAUGACCGGCUUUGCUCUGCACCUCUCAGCGUAGCGCGCGAUCGGCUACUUACUUUGGACGACUUUGAGAUACUGAAAUCACCAACUGAAGCAAUCACAGAGGAGGCACUCGUUUCAGCACCGUACUUGGAUCUUCAGCCUAAAUCUGAUCCUCGAACGAAGGCAUUCCUUGGUCGCAUCCUCCGCGACUUUGGCCAAACAUGGCGUCAUCUACUGAGAAGGGUUAUGAAUGAUAUCACGUUCAUGAAGCUGGCAUAUGCUGUUGUCUGGAUAUCAACUAUGGAUUUCACUGUAGUGGAACGCAUGGGAUUCGACCACGUUGCUGGUUGCGGCGGGCCAUAUGUCAGAGUGACAGACUUGCCACAAUGGGAUGCCCCCGAUAAAAACGUUGCUCAGGUUGGCUCUAGCUGGUUUGUUUUGGUACGAGAUAUUCCCGAGGGCCUUGCGAUGACACAAGAGCAUAUGAAAAGCCACGCAGUGCUCGCCGACGCAACGACUGGUACUGCAAGAUACGCAAUACUGACCCUCAGGCAAAUCGUCUGCUGCAAAGUUCACAACGGCGAAGUAAUAUACACACAGCCCGAGUCACUUUUUAGCGAGACUCCUCCUUCUGAUUUUGCUAUCGACCUGAUUCACUGGGCAUCAGACCUUCGAGCCGAGCCUGCGCCCAGUAGGCUCCGGUACCUCCCCAUCGAGAUACAGGAUAGGAUCCUUGGUCAUGCGACAAAAAGCAGUGUCGCAGCAGCGAAACUGGGCGUCGAGCUUGCUUUGGGAUCGCCAUUCCCUUGGACUGAGCAAGGCAGGAAGAUCAAGCUGGAGGAAGUGCGGAGACAUCGGACAGAGGCAUCACCAGUCGAAUCUCAGAUCUUUCUCGAUGGGGUGAUGAGUGGCUUGUCAUAUAAACGCGAGGCAGCACCUCUGGGCUUCAAGGUCGACAUGAGCUCUCUUCCUGCCCCUGCUCGUUCCACGGCUGCUGUGCCUCCGCCGUAA